This is a messenger RNA of Metarhizium album ARSEF 1941, 1347 nucleotides long. RefSeq names its product cystathionine beta-lyase. Gene Ontology annotation, cellular component: cytoplasm. Lineage: Eukaryota; Fungi; Ascomycota; Sordariomycetes; Hypocreales; Clavicipitaceae. The coding region runs from base 1 to 1347 and encodes 448 amino acids. Gene Ontology annotation, molecular function: pyridoxal phosphate binding. The transcript has 2 exons. Gene Ontology annotation, biological process: transsulfuration; 'de novo' L-methionine biosynthetic process. The record is from RefSeq and is a predicted model, not a curated record.
AUGGCUUCGUUCAAGCCUACUACCGUCGGUGGCACCAAGAGCAUCGCAGGUUCUGCUAAUACAGAUCUCGAUGGUCACAAUCUUCCUCCGUCUCCAGCCCCGUCAAGCCCCCGGAAUGGCCGCAGACGCUAUGCUUUGGCAACCGAGUUGGUCUACACCGAAGGCAAGGACCAGUAUGGUGCCUCAAGUAUCCCUAUUUACCAAUCUGCAACAUUCAAGCAGACGUCUGCUUCUGGUGGUCAGCAAGACUAUGAUUACACACGAUCAGGCAAUCCGACGCGAACGCAUCUCGAGAGGCAUCUCGCCAAGAUCAUGAAUGCAAAUCGUGCACUUGCCGUGAGCUCCGGCAUGGGUGCUUUAGAUGUCAUCACUCGGCUCUUGCGACCCGGUGACGAGGUUAUCACUGGAGACGACCUGUAUGGUGGUACACACCGCCUUCUCACAUAUAUGGCCACGAAUCAGGGUAUCAUUGUUCAUCAUGUUGACACCACAAAAGUUGAUCUUAUUCGAGCGAGAAUAUCCGACAAAACAGCUAUGGUCUUAUUAGAGACUCCGACGAAUCCUCUAAUCAAGAUAGUAGACCUGCCUUCUAUUGCUCGAAUGGCUCAUGACGCCAAUUCCAAGGCGCUAGUCGUAGUCGACAACACCAUGCUCUCUCCGAUGCUAUGCAAUCCGUUGGACUUGGGAGCCGACAUUGUCUACGAAUCCGGCACUAAGUAUCUAUCUGGGCAUCACGACAUAAUGGCCGGCGUGAUUGCUUGCAACGAAGCAGUGAUCGGGAACAAACUAUUCUUCACAAUUAACUCGACUGGUUGCGGGCUGUCUCCCAACGACUCGUUUCUCCUUAUGCGUGGUGUCAAGACUCUUGCCAUUCGGAUGGAGAAGCAACAAGCCAGCGCACAGGCGAUCGCUGAGUUUCUCGAGUCUCGUGGUUUUCGUGUCCGGUACCCUGGUCUUCAAUCGCACCCACAAUAUGAGUUGCAUUGGUCCAUUGCGCGAGGGGCUGGUGCUGUCUUGUCCUUUGAGACUGGAGAUGCCGCCAUGUCAGAGCGAAUCGUGGAGGCAGCAAGGUUGUGGGCCAUCAGUGUUAGCUUCGGCUGUGUCAAUAGCCUCAUCAGCAUGCCGUGUCAGAUGAGCCACGCCAGCAUUGACGCAAAGACGCGUAGAGAUAGGCAGAUGCCUGAGGACAUCAUUCGCCUCUGUGUGGGAAUAGAAGAUGUCAAUGAUCUGAUCGAGGAUUUGUCCCGUGCGCUCGUUCAAGCUGGAGCAGUAACUGUGACAUUGGAUGGGUUUCAUGCAACUGGUGCUGCAGCAGAGCUAGGCAAGACACCGCUGUCCAACGAGUAA